Molecule: messenger RNA, 2244 nt
Organism: Saccoglossus kowalevskii
Lineage: Eukaryota; Metazoa; Hemichordata; Enteropneusta; Harrimaniidae
Product: prolow-density lipoprotein receptor-related protein 1-like
Biological process (GO): receptor-mediated endocytosis
Cellular component (GO): plasma membrane; apical plasma membrane; signaling receptor complex
Molecular function (GO): calcium ion binding; protein binding; hormone binding
Source: RefSeq, a predicted model, not a curated record
CUGACCAUCCUUGCUUAACUGACAAUGGUGGUUGUGAUCAUGUGUGUCUGAUUGGAGAAGGACAUUCUAAAGUAUGUAGAUGUGCCGCUGGAUUCACUCUGCAGAGGGAUGGCAAGACAUGCUCAGCACAAACUUCGAGUCAUUUCCUGUUUUAUGGUAAAGGUCAGCCAGGCACCAUAAAAGGGAUUUCCUUCACUCCAGAUGAUAAUUCAGAAUUGAUGAUCCCAGUUGAAAAUCUCGGAAAUCCUCGUGGAAUUGACUUUUAUGCUGAGGAGCAAUAUAUAUAUUAUUCAGAUAGUACAAGGUUUACGAUUGGUCGACAAAAAAAAGAUUCUCUAGAGAGAGACGUUAUUAUUGAGACAGCAAUUAAUAACUGUGAGGGUAUUGCAGUCGACUGGAUGGGUAAGAAUAUUUAUUGGACAGACGAUGGAUUAAAGAGUAUAAGUGUUGCUAAAUUAGAUGGCUCUAAUAGAAAGACCCUCAUCACUGGAGAUAUUGGACACCCCCGUGCCAUUGUGGUUGAUCCCGCUGAUGGCUAUUUAUACUGGGCCAAUUGGGCAGAAAAUGUGGAUGACGAGUAUCCCGCAAAGAUUGAGCGUGCUCAAAUGGAUGGUGGUGAUCGGCUCACAUUUGUAAGCUCUGCCACAAAUAUAUUGUGGCCGAAUGGUCUUUCAAUUGAUAAGCGGGGCAUGAGAUUGUACUGGUGUGAUGCUUUCUUUGAUUCCAUAGAAUCCAUUGGAUUGAACCGUACCGACAGAAGAACGAUUGUUACAAAGCAGAGUAUUGGUGGAGUAGGAGUAUUAGACCAUCCAUUUGGUCUGGUUUUUUCAGAUGGUAAUCUUUACUGGACUGAGUACAGGGUAGGAAAAAUUUACCGUUAUAACUUGAGAAAUCGGGAUUUGACGCUAAUGAGGACUGAUAAUGCUCCUCUGUUUGAGAUCCGAGUGUAUGACCAAGCACUCCAGGAAGGAACCAAUGAAUGCUCUGCAAACAACGGUGGAUGUGAAGCGUUAUGUUUAGCUGUACCGCUAGGUAAAACUUGUGGAUGUCCAGAUGGUCAAGUAUUAACUCAAGAUCAGAGAACAUGCUCAGAUGAUCCGGAUGACGCAGGAAGUCCAACAUGUGACGCUAAUGAGUUUGAAUGCAACAAUGGACGCUGUAUAUUGAUGGAUUGGAAGUGUGAUGGUGACAAUGACUGCACUGAUAAUUCAGAUGAGGAACCAGAAAUGUGUGAUGAUCCGGAUGAUGCAGGAAGUCCAACAUGUGAUGCUAAUGAGUUUGAAUGCAACAAUGGACGCUGUAUAUUGAUGGAUUGGAAGUGUGAUGGUGACAAUGACUGCACUGAUAAUUCAGAUGAGGAACCAGAAAUGUGCUCUGCUGUAACUUGCCGAGUGGAUCAAUUCAAAUGUGCAACUGGUAACAAAUGUAUCCCUCAACGAUGGCUUUGUGACGGGGACAGUGAUUGCACAGAUGACUCGGAUGAGGAGUCAUGUGAUGCAAGGACUUGUCUAGACACUCAGUUCCAGUGUGCCACUGGGCAGUGCAUACCAUUAAAUUGGAAAUGUGAUCGUGAUGAUGAUUGCGGUGAUUAUUCAGAUGAACCAGACAAUUGCAGUUAUCCAACUUGUGAAUUGAAUCAGUUUGCUUGUUCCAAUGGAAGAUGUAUUCCUGAAAAUUGGAAAUGUGAUUCCGAUAAUGAUUGUGCAGAUAAUUCUGAUGAGCUACGCUGUCCCACACAUACGUGUAAUGAAGAUACAGAGUUUCGUUGUCGUAGUAAUCCACGUUGCAUUAACAAAAAUUGGGUAUGUGAUGGAGAUCCUGAUUGUGAAGAUGGUUCUGAUGAGGAAAACUGUCCAACUCGUCCUUCUUCUGGUUGUCAUGCAUCUGAAUUUCAAUGUCGAAAUGGUAACUGUAUACCAAAGCGCUGGCUAUGCGAUAGUAGAAAUGACUGUCUUGAUGGGGAGCCUGGUUCUGAUGAAGAGAACUGUCCUGACACGCCUGCAACCUGUGAUCCAAUAACACAGUACACAUGUGAUAACAAUCAAUGCAUUGCAAAACGAUGGCGUUGUGAUGAGGAUGAAGACUGUGAUGAUGGUUCUGAUGAAGUUGAUUGCGUUGAUACUGCUGUAACUUGCCGUGCGGAUCAAUUCAAAUGUGCAACUGGUAACAAAUGUAUCCCUCAACGAUGGCUUUGUGACGGGGACAGUGAUUGCACAGAUGACUCGGAUGAGGAGUCAUGUGAUG